AUGGCGACAGGUAGGCACGACUUGUCACAUUUACCGAUCUGCACACAAAUUUGGUUUCCCGCCCUGUGCCUCCAUUCCCACUCCAACCCCGCCAAAUACACACACACACCCUCUAACCCUGCUCCACCUCAGCAUUCCCACAGGUCCUCUCUCCAGUCGGGCAGUAGUCACAAGGCCUGGAAACAAUCUGUUGUGACAACCGGCCAUCUGGCGUGGUCAUCAAAAUCACUUCAUGCUAAGCCGGUCUUCUUUUUUUCAGCCUUCGUCACACCCUCAAGCUUCAGAAAUAUCCCUCUGCUCCUCUUUUCUGGUCUACUUCAUCUUGACUUCCAAGCCCUCUCUCCCCCCCUUCAUCCUCUUCUAAUUUAG
This is a messenger RNA of Protopolystoma xenopodis, 369 nucleotides long. Lineage: Eukaryota; Metazoa; Platyhelminthes; Monogenea; Polystomatidea; Polystomatidae. The record is from the annotation of a GenBank genome assembly.